AUGUACGCGGACAUCAGCAAGCCCCCAACCCCUCUUCCAUCCAUCAAGCUCGAAGUGCUAAGACCCGGUCUGUCCUUGCUGUGGCCAUUGUCUCGGCGGGGUCAUGGUCCUGGCCUCAUUAUCCUCAGCACUACCAGUGAAGACCCCGUAGCUUUCUACGAUGGAGUCCCUUCGUCGCUGGUGAAGUGGGCGGAAGAAGGCUACGCGGUCGUCCAGAUUGAGGCAGCGGCAUUUGAAGGAAAAGAAAGCGGGGUCGUGCUUAGAGAAGCUAUCGAUGCACUGCGACAAUGCGACAAGUGUGAGCUCGACGACAAAGACCAGGGCACUGCUCUCCGACAGCUCGGUCUUAUGCCUGAAUACCUACCGUUCCCGUACCCUGUACCGAAUGCGGCGGGAGGUCCCGGUACUAAGUAUGAAUACCGUGUUCCUAUGGCCGGAAUCGAAGCUGCAACCAAGAUGCGGGACAGGAAUGGGGUGCCAUCGAACGAGAUGUUUAAUUUCAAGGUCGGAGAGGUCCAGAAUGGCUCUAAGACCCGCAAGACAGAGGUUCUAAUUGAGAACGUGGAAAAUAUAACAACUGAUAGUGUUGUUUAA
Molecule: messenger RNA, 594 nt
Organism: Fusarium odoratissimum NRRL 54006
Lineage: Eukaryota; Fungi; Ascomycota; Sordariomycetes; Hypocreales; Nectriaceae
Product: carboxymethylenebutenolidase
Exons: 2
Coding region: 1-594 (197 amino acids)
Source: RefSeq, a predicted model, not a curated record